CACAGUGCACAGUCCUAAAUCCGACGUCAUUGGGGGGAGUAGUUUAGAUUUUUUUAAAUUAUGAUAACCCUGAAGAUAUCAUUCCUAUUAGCAAUUAAAUUGAAAGAAGUAGCCCCGAUUCCGACCCACAAACCUGGGAAAAAAGGCAAAAAGGAAAAGCGCGGAAAAUCGAAAUCGAAAAUCGGAAGCAAAUCAAAAACUAAAACCAAGACCAAACCUAAGUUAAAAUCGAAAAGCAAAAACAAAUCAAAAUCGGGCAAAAGCAAAAAAUCGCAAAACAUGAAGGAAAAAAAAGAGGACGGAGAAGACGAAACUUACGCUGUAAUCGCGGUGGAAAAUCCUAUCAGUUACGUUCACAUUGACUACGAUUUGUUUGGUAAAAAAUUCAAAUACGGGGUGGAUGUGGUUUGCUGGGAGUCGGUGGCAAAAAUCUUUACGAAACAUGGCACUAAAUGUUUGAAAACUGUCGUCAGGGACGAGGUUGUUUGGGUACCGGUCUUUCUGGAGCACUAUUUAAAUCCGCUCACUACAGAAGACAUACGAAAAUUGCUCCAACAGGAGAUUAGGUUGGAAGUGAAUAUAGGGCAAAGCUACGUCGGAAAAAAGGCACACUCAGACAAAACUUCUGUUUUCUAUCUGCGCAAAGACGAUGCUAACAACGAGUACUUUCCUGAAGUGUUGCUCAAAAAACCUAAAUCGAACGAAGAGCAGAUGGAUUUAAUUUGGAAGAAGUUGCUAACUUUUCCGAUUAAUCGUGAAAUUGUGACGUGGAUGUACAACAUGGACAACGUCCAUGCACACAAGAUUGCCAAAAUUGUCACAAAGAGGUCACUUGGUCAGGAGAUCCAUUGUAAGGAUUUUUGUGACGAUGGGAAAACCAAAGGGGGUAAGCCAGACAAAAAAGGAAAGAAGAAACGUGGGAAGAGUGGUAGUAAAAAGAGCAAGAGCAGUAAGAAAAGUAAAAAGGGCAAAACUAGUAAAAAAGGUAACAAAAGUAAGUCCAAAAGUGGCAAAAAAAACGCAAAGGAAGUAUCGGCGAAACUGGACUUUAAAAUCCCUGCGCACGUUUUUCUAUCUGAUCCAGAGUUAGCACUUUACCAAGUGAAGAACACUGGUACUAGAUUGGACGAACUUUAUAUCUUGCUGAGUAGUGACAACAUUUUAACUACUGAUCAGAAACUAGAACUGUCCCCUUUGUUGGUAAAAAUUCGGAAAAUUAACAACUUGCCUGAAGAUUAUUUAAAAGCAAAAGGGUUUAAAAACGUCUACGUCAGUUGUGACGUUCCUGGAAUAACACAAUUUAAGACUUCUUUUAGACCUAUAGGUAACACGCUCCACUUCGACGAAUCUAGAUUCAUAAUCACCUCCGAUUAUCCUUGGAUUAACAUUCUGGAGAUCUUAGAAACCCGACGAGUUACGACAAAGAUUAUUGGUGUAAAAGAACAACCACAAAGUCACAAGAGUGGAAAGAAGAAAGGUAAAAAGAAAACCAAGAAAGACAAGAAGUCUAAAAAGUCCAAGAAGUCGAAAUCAAGCAAAAGUUCGACCGAUCGCGGUUCAGUUGUAACCAGUUUUGACUUAACUGGAGCUACCUUCGACCUCAGCUCUUUGGCAAGCACGUUUUUCCUAUUCAAGGAAAAAGGACAGUGCUACACUUUGGAGUCACUACCUUCGCAGACCAGACUUGCGGCUGAGUGUUUUUUUAUGGAUCGUUAUACUAUGAACGAAGUGAAUUUUAAUAAUAUGGACAGAGUUGUGUCCGAUUCGCCUCUGUCCGGUCCUGUAAUGCUUUUUAAUGGCACCACCGUCAAAUUUGAGGCGCGGUUCUUAAUCCCCGUAUUUCCUUUGUAUUAUGUCAAAGAUGUUGGUGGCACCUACAAACGCCUCCUAGUUAUACUGUCCAAAAAAGAGGUCGCUAAGCUGUUUCUGGGGGCGAUUAUGUUGUACAACCAUCGUAUUCUAGGCGGUGCACCUUUAUUGAUUCCUAAUUUUCUAAUGAAGAAACGAACAGGUCUAAUCGCGUUCGACAGAUGUAAUGACCUCAUUUCUGGAUUUUCCAUAGACGAUGGCACUUCUGUUAUUACAUACGUAGAAGGUCCUUCAAAUGGUUAUAUCUUGCACUUAGUACACCAAAUUACUUCUAUGAACUAUUCCACAGCUAGAAUCUUUUAUAAUUCGGACUACAUCUUCAAAGAAAGACUUUACGCGAACUUCCACAAGAACAGUGGAAUGUACGUUAUGACUUUAAAGCUACCACUGGUUGAUAUUUUUGCUGAGCAGAAACUAUACGUGGAAGGGAAUGCACCACUGCACUGUUUUAAAGCGAUUCAGAAGUUAAAUCUGAUUCUGAAUUCUUCUACGUUCAAGUCGAUUUUGAGUUUUGAAUUGUUACCCACAGAGGUUGAAUUGUUGUCGUUUGCUGUAGAAUAUGGUUUUCAAAUCUGGUAUAAAGGCCCGGAGAUAGAUCUAAACGAGAGUGUGUGGUGGAAAUCGAACACUGAUCUAUUUGGAGGUCUUCCGUUGAAAUAAAGUUUUAAAUGUU
Zophobas morio is the source of this 2542-nucleotide messenger RNA. RefSeq lists its product as uncharacterized. The record is from RefSeq and is a predicted model, not a curated record. Bases 61 to 2529 code for a protein of 822 amino acids. The transcript is spliced from 6 exons. NCBI's taxonomy places the organism in Eukaryota, Metazoa, Arthropoda, Insecta, Coleoptera, Tenebrionidae.